UCAAGCGCUGUGGCUCAUUUUAGUUUACGCAUUCGUGGGAAAGGGCUUGGCGUAGCGCUACUUCCCUAAAAGGAAGAAAACGUUACCGGAUGGUGAAAAAUCGAUACUCUUGUCAGAAGUAAAGAUUAUAGUGCACCGAGUUGAGAAAUGGUUAACAGUCACUGUUCAUAAUAUUAUUGUGCUAAUACCAGGAUAAGGUUUUUGCACGCGUAAUCUAUAAAAACGUCUAUGCAAUCAGGAAUCAAUAUAUUGGCUUAAAUGGCACGUUCCCCGUAUGUAGUCGGGGAUUUGUGCCUUGAUUGCAACAAUGUUACAUCCGCCGUUCAACCAAUCAAGUCCCCUAGUUUCAUUAAUAAGGGCACAAAUUAAAUUGAUGCACAUCUUCGCUAAUUUAUUUUAUUAGAUAAAUGGAUAAAUUAUGUUCGAAUGCGCCACCGCAAAUGUUGCCCCGCUUCGAAUUUUCCCAGUUCUGAUUCAAAAUGUAAAGUUAUAGGAUAUCAAAAUCAGAAUUAGGAUUACAAAUCGACCCUUCCUUUAGGAUACCACACCGCUGACCACCAGCAGCUCUAAAUCAACAUCAACGACUGUCCGGAAAGCGCCGUCAUCAUCGCAGGAAGCUCGUGAAGAGAAAAAGCAAAAACGGACGUUUGAAGAUGAUCAUGAUAAAUCCAAAAAAUUGAACAUUCAAGGCAAAAAGUCUACUGACGCUAGUCUAAACAAGAAGAGCUCGAAAGAUGUCAGCAAGGAUAAAACCAGCAAGAAGCGCACCAAAAAGAAACCCCAGAGUUCCACACACCGCAGCCGCACCGCGCAACAAACCGCAAUUUGGUGAAGGACCAAUACACUCUAAUCACGAUGCAUCAAGGAUGAGUGCUACUAUUUUAGACCUGUUUGAUUCCUGCAUCCGCACAUAUGAUGAAUGGAAACGUUCGCAUUCAUCGUCUUCAUCAUCCGGCAGUGAUUCUUCGUCUUCGUCAUCCUCUUCAUCGUCCUCUUCCGGAAGCGACUCUAGCAGCGACAGUGACAGCAGCAGUAGCAGUAGCAGCAGCAGCAGCAGUGUCAGCAGCUCCAAGGAUCGCAAAUCUCGAAAGAAAUCGAAGAAAGCGCCCAGCAGCAAAGCGCAUAGCACUACUGCUACUACUACGCAAAAAGGAGUUUCCGAGGUAUCUACUUCGAAGCACAGCAGUGAAAAGGUAGCCAAACUGACGUCCCCUUCAUCGUCCGAUAGACGAUCACCACCGAUUAAAAAGCCGAAAACAAAUGAUGAGAGCCCGGUUAGAUCAAGUCGUAGCAGUGUCGAUCACAAAAAAGGAAACGCAGAUCGAGAGAAGCGUCGCGAACGAAGCAUUUCUCGCGAUCGCCACGAAGAUAGCAAGCGUCACAGCGAUAAAGGAAAAGAUCGUCGUGAUCGUGACUGGCGUGAUAAGGAACACACCUCGUCGAAACGCGAUCAGGAGGAUAACCGUGACCGUGAUCGACGAGAUAAGUACUCCAGUCGUAGCAGCGGUGAUAGACGCGACAAACAUGACGACAGACGCGACAAACAUGACCGCUAUGAGAGGAAGGAACGUGACCGUAGCCGAGAUAGAAAGGAUAAACGCGAUUACGACAAAGAUCAUCGCAGUAAAAGAUCAUCAUCUCGAGACCGAAAGCAAAAAUCGAGCGUUGAAAGAGGCAAGAAAAGAUCCCACUCUAGAAGCAAAUCUCCCGUUAAAAAUAGUUUCUCUCCGAGCAAAAUUCCCCCACAGAUGGAAACAAAGCCGUCAACGUCAGCAAUUGGAUUCACUCCCGGCAUAAAACCAACUCCAACCCCGCCAGCUUUUAUCCCACCAUUAAUGGGAAUUAAUGUCGGGCCAGUAGAUCUGCCGUCGAGGCCAAAUGUGGCUGGCGGCGGUCUUUCGAUAGAGGCAACUGCUGCUCUAACCCGUAGCACAUUGAUCCGAAAUAACGUGAAGGCAGCCCAGUUGGAUAAGAUGGGCAUCGAUAUACUGCAGCAGAGCAAGAAAGCCGUGGAAGCGGUUCCGUUGCCAUCGUACUAUAACCCAGGCGUUGUUAAUCCUGUUCGAUACGCCGACCAGGUACAGAAGCGAAAGUUACUCUGGAGUCACAAAACACCUGAGAGCAAGGAUGUCACCACCAAUAUCAGCAAAUGGGAGCAGGCAAAAUUCUCGCAGGAUAAGGAUGGUAAAGUGGCAUCCAAGUUUCUGCGUUUGAUGGGCGUAAAAGAUGGUCAGAAGGUGCCCGGUGAAGCCAAUGCAAAACCUGGUAACAGCACGGGGGACAGUAUUAACAAACAAGAAGAACUUUUCUCAACGAUGGAACAACAGUACGAAGUGGCACGACAGGUAACUCACACGAUGCGAGGCGUCGGACUUGGUUUCAGCUCUCAGCCACGUACCUUCUAGAACCAGGGUAAUUAUGAUUGGAUCCCGCAAAGCUGUCAUUCAAAAGUAGCGUGUAGACUGUCUUAAGAAUAUAUAUAUAUAUAUCCAACUUAUCUAUUGAGCCCCAAAAUAGUAAUUUGCCAAAAUUGCGAGAAUCGAGCUGUACAGUCGGCAGUUUCAGAGUGAACUUGUGCUCUUCCUUAGCGAUAUCAAGGUUACGUUACUUCUCUGUUUAGCAUGGAAUGUUCAGAUCAGCAAAUGGGUAUGUAGCAUUCGUACCGAGCGAGUAAGUCAGGGAUAUGCUUCGAAUAAUUUUGCACUGAAUACUUCACACACCAUGCGGGUGUGUAAUAAUCAAGAUUCAAUAAAUUGAAUGAAAGAAAAA
Molecule: messenger RNA, 2769 nt
Organism: Topomyia yanbarensis
Lineage: Eukaryota; Metazoa; Arthropoda; Insecta; Diptera; Culicidae
Product: arginine/serine-rich coiled-coil protein 2-like
Exons: 5
Coding region: 735-2405 (556 amino acids)
Source: RefSeq, a predicted model, not a curated record